GAUGGAGCAUAUAUUAAUAAAGUCGGAAAGUGCUGAGAACUAUGGAUCAAUGGAUAUGUCUCCUGAGUGUAAACCAAGACCACUUAAUGAUAACCAUACAUUUGGGGAAUAUGUGAUAAUAGCUAAAACGAUAUUUUUAGGGCCUCAUUGUAAAUUAUAUUGUUAUUAAAAUAGGGCCUUUAUUUGCUGGUACAUUGAUUGGAUUCAAUAUAUUUGCCUAUAUAAUGAUGAGACAAUAAAUAACUUAGGGUCAUGAUAUAACUUUUGGAAUAAUUAUAACAAUUGUAUAAUCAAUAUUUUAUUUGGGUGUUGGAUUAGCAAAUCCAGGAAUUGCAAAUGACUCAACUUUGAAUUAUUAAUAUCAAGGAUAGUUGUACUCAUUACCCAAUAAACCAUAAUAAAGAAAUGUAUGGUAUUGUGAAAAAUGCUAAAAAAUUUAACCUGCUCGCUCUGAUCAUUGUCCAUUUUGUAGAGUUUGUAUUACAAAUUAUGAUCAUCAUUGCCCUUGGACAGGAAAAUGUAUAGGAGGUGAGAAUCUAUUGCAUUUUUGGGCUUUUCUUAUAUCAACAAUUAUUUUCUUCUCCUAUUUUAUUACAAUAUUGUUGAAUUAAAGAGAGGAAGCCUAAAAAUAAUGA
This is a messenger RNA of Paramecium pentaurelia, 635 nucleotides long. The record is from the annotation of a GenBank genome assembly. NCBI's taxonomy places the organism in Eukaryota, Ciliophora, Oligohymenophorea, Peniculida, Parameciidae.